This is a messenger RNA of Oxyura jamaicensis (ruddy duck), 8194 nucleotides long. It is a transcript of the gene PPP1R16B, whose product is annotated as protein phosphatase 1 regulatory subunit 16B. Bases 822 to 2537 code for a protein of 571 amino acids. Gene Ontology annotation, biological process: regulation of sprouting angiogenesis; establishment of endothelial barrier. Gene Ontology annotation, molecular function: protein phosphatase regulator activity; protein binding; enzyme inhibitor activity. Lineage: Eukaryota; Metazoa; Chordata; Aves; Anseriformes; Anatidae. Gene Ontology annotation, cellular component: cytoplasm. The record is from RefSeq and is a predicted model, not a curated record. The transcript has 11 exons.
CUGCAUCCUGGAGCCCCACAUGUCCCCGUAGCCAGGCUCUAAUUAAGGAUGCUCUAAAAGCGGCAGGCCAGCUAUGAUGGCCUUGCGGAUCAGAACCAUUGGCCUAAUCUAUUUUUAAAGUGAAUUAAACUAGAAAAAGUACUGUCACUCUAGAGGAAGAAGCCACCUGGGGAGUUAACCCAGAAUAGUUGCUCUGCUUUGAAUUCGCACCCUAUCUCGGUUCAGAAUAAUGUUUCUUUCCACAUAUGCAAGCUCGGUAAGCACAGAAUACAGGGCAUGAUUUAAGCAAGUUCACCCAACAGAUCUAGGAAAAAAAUCUUAUAUUUCCCGAAGUCUUCUCUGCAUUGCCUCCUGGCGACCCACACACGCUCCUUAACGUAGACAUCCUUUGCCAUAACGAAUCUGCCCUCUUUCUUGCUCUGUCCCCUGCAGAGAUCUGAACUCCCUCUCCAGCCCCACGCUGUGGUUUGUUUUAGCAUCCGGAGUGCCAGCUCCCCGUAGCAACCUCUCCUCUCCUCCCCUGUCGUCUGUCCGGCCUUUGUGCUGCUCGCGCUCAGGAACGAGCAUCUCGAGUGCUCCUCUCUGCAGGGAGGUGGCACAAAGACCUUGUGCCAGGCUGGACGGGACCUUAAUCCCUUUAACCCAGGAGGCGAUUCGAGUCCCAGGCUUCCACCACAUUCCUACCACACUCUGCAAUGGGCCCUUCCCAGAUCAGCCCCAGGAUGCUGGUAUAGCACGAGGCCACCGUGAUCUUGAGGACCUGUGGAAGGACUUCAUUUCCAGCUGGGACAUCCUUCACCUCCUCUUUCCUGGCAGAGGCGAUGGAUGCCCACGUGGACCUCCUGACAGAGCUGCAGCUGCUGGACAAGGUGCCCACGCUGGAGAGGCUGCGGGCAGCCCAGAAGCGGCGGGCUCAGCAGCUGAAGAAGUGGGCACAGUAUGAGAAGGAGAUGCAGCACAAGAAACGGAAGCAUGAGAAGAAGAGAAAUGCUGUUAACCAGAAGAAAGUGUCUUUUGAAGCCAGUGUUGCUCUGCUGGAGGCCUCUCUGAGGAACGACUUGGAGGAAGUGUGCUACCUGCUGAAGAGCAACAUCAGCCCCGACCUGUGCAAUGAAGACGGACUAACCGCACUGCAUCAGUGCUGCAUAGACAACUACGAAGAGAUAGUCAAGCUUCUCCUCAACCACGGGGCCAACGUCAACGCCAAGGACAACGAGCUGUGGACUCCCUUGCACGCAGCAGCUACGUGUGGUCAUAUCAACCUGGUGAAGAUCCUCAUCCAGCAUGGAGCAGACUUGCUGGCAGUAAACGCGGAUGGCAACAUGCCGUACGACCUCUGUGAAGACGAGCCAACCCUGGAUGUCAUUGAGACUUGCAUGGCCUAUCAGGGAAUUACACAGGAAAAAAUCAAUGAGAUGCGGGCUGCCCCGGAGCAGGUCAUGAUCUGUGACAUUCAUGACAUACUUGCGACUGGACAGGACCUGAACAGGACUGAUGCCCAGGGUGCUACGCUGCUGCAUAUAGCCGCAGCCAAUGGGUAUCUGCAUGCAGCUGAAGUCCUCCUUGACCAGGGGGCAAGCCUGGAUGUUAAGGACUGGGACGGCUGGGAACCUCUUCAUGCUGCGGCCUUCUGGGGACAGAUGCAGAUGGCUGAGUUGCUUGUGUCCCAUGGGGCUAGCCUGAGUGCCAGGACAUCUUUGGAUGAGAUGCCAAUAGAUCUCUGUGAAGAAGAGGAAUUCAAAGUCUUACUUCUGGAGCUGAAACACAAGCACGACGUGAUCAUGAAGUCGCAGAUGAGGCACAAAUCCUCCCUGAGCCGAAGGACCUCCAGCACCGGCAGCCGGGGGAAGGUGGUGAGGAGGGCCAGCCUGUCGGACCGAACAAACCUUUACAGGAAGGAGUGCGAGAAAGAGGCCAUCGUCUGGCAGCAGCUGGGGGCUGCAGAAGAAGGAAGGAAUUCAGGUCUCAUUGGAGAAAUGGGAGAGACUCGGUCUGACCAGGAGAAUACAGACCCCAAUUCAGUGCUGGAGAACUCCUCCCUCCUUCCAGAGUUGGCAAACAAGAGCACCCAGUGUGACUCUGAAAUCCCCCUCCAGAAUGGACUCAUGGCAUCGGCCAGCACUUACCAGUACACCUUCUCCAACGGGGACAUCUGGAGCAUGCACGCUGACCCCGACGGCAGCCCAGGCCAUGUGCUGCCCUACGGCAACCCCGGGCUCCCCAACACGCAGCAGUUCUGGGGUGCCUACAAGGAGCACAGCCACCAGACGCUCUCUGAACUGAAGCGGCAGCGGGCUGCGGCCAAGCUCCUCAACCACCCCUUCCUCAGCACCCACUUUGGCAGCGGCAUGGCAGGAGUUGCCGAAAACGGGGGCGAGGCCAAGUCGCACCUAAUCGGAUCCAGGACUUCUCCCUACAGCUCCAAUGGGACCUCGGUGUAUUACACGGUGUCCAGUGGUGAGCCACCCCUCUUGAAAUUCAAAGCUCCCAUGGAGGAAAUGGAAGAGAAGGUGCAUGGGUGCUGCAGAAUUUCCUAGUCUUACCUGCUACUUGCCCCAGAGGAAACGAGAAGUGGGUGGGCUGGUUGGAUCUAUCACUGUGGCCAGGUUGUUGGCGUUCCACGGGGAGGAUCUGGUUACGGACAUCCUGACUGUGUCGGCCUCGUUCGUCUUGAAUUGUACUUUACCCAGCCAAUUACUUCCAUUGAAGUUGAUUGAGUAAUGCAGGUGGAGCAAGGCUCCCAGGAGAGGAAGGGAUAUGCAUCGGUAUGAUGUAAAAAGAGAUGCCCAUGUCUUUCCCCCUGGGGAAGAAAGUAUGAGCUGCUUCCCCAUCCUUGAGGAGUCAUGGGAUGGCUUGAAAAGAAGAAAUGAUCUGAAUUAAAAUAUAUUUGCAUCUGAGCCUCUUGCUGCAAGCCACCACGCUUCUGGAGGGUGACAGUUCAGACCUGAGUUUUCACUCUUGGGUGAUGCACAUAUCCUGGAGGGGUGGUCAGCCCCAGCACGAGGUUUGCACGAGUGGACGGAGCUGUUUUCCCUGCAGCUGGAUCCUGCAUCUACGGGGGCUGAGCAACAAGCAAGUGUGGAUGCUGCGCCUGCUUUAGGGAGUUCGCGAGGUGUUGUCUCCUUACAGUGCCAGCUCACCAUCAGAAACUGUGCACUGGCUGGGUCCUGUUCUGCUCAUGUGAACUCGUCAUGCAGACUGCCACCAGGUUUUAAGCAGAACUCUUCCUGGAACAGGCUUCACUCAACAGGCUUUAAAACCGGUGUUGCAAUAAGGGGCCCUGGCAAUAGAAUUUUACUGCAAUAAAAUACUGGCAAAGGUCUAUAUUGGGAUAAGUAAUUUAAAACACUUAUUUGUACUAUUUAGACUUUAAUUUGUCUAAAACUGAAAAGACUUCUGAUCUCACUUUCCUUUUGGUUCUGUUUAUUCUGUAUGCUCAACACAGAUACUUGGGGCAGUGUGCUUUGUGUUCAGAUUUUUCUGGAUUUCCAGAACCACAGGGCUUGGGAGGGAAGAGGAGGAAAGGCUUGCCUGCACUAACCUAGAAAAGUGUGAAAAUAUUCUAACCUCCCUAGAUAUUACGACACUUAGGUUAACCUACAGUCUUUGGCUGAUGAAUAACUGUUAAGUCAUUGCUUUGGUAGUUGAACACUGCAGCAGGACAGGAGACUUUUUGGCUUUUUCCUGCUCCCGUGAUGAAAUCAUCACCAUCAGUAGCUGUCAGAAUGGGGCUUAAGUGCCUCUGUGUGCAAGGGCACCCAGCACCACACCGUACUCAGCAAAGCCUCUCUGCUGUAGAGAGGUUGGCACUCCAACACCACUGCAUUAGUGUAGUUCAUGUAGCUCUGACGUAGCUGAGAAACUCCUGCAUGGUAUAACGGGGUUUUGGCACCGGUGUUUCAGCAAGUCAUGUUUUUUGUGUACCUGGGUGAGGUUGAAAGGAAAGUGCCCUGUGGGAGCCAGCUCCGAGGAACUGGCUACAGCUGAGCUAACAAGUUGCAUCUGCAGAAAUACUUGUAGAUGUCCAAACCUUUUCUGCACAGCGGCUGUCCCACAGAUAACUAUUUCUGUGAGUAUGUCAUCUUGGGCAGCUGAAAUCCCAGACUGCAAACACACGCCUGCUUGGGGCUCUGUAAGCCACUGGUGGAUUAAUUCACGCUCACAGCAGCGUAAUUGUGCUUCAGCCGAGCAACAGAAAAUGCAGCUUCCACCCGUCAUCCUUUUAGCUGGCAGCUGUUAGACCGUAUUACACUUCACACGUACGCUUCCCCUCUGGAAAUCCCCACAGCCUUGCCUUUUUCCAGACCAUAAAAAGUUGGCUGAGGCUGCCAGCGAUCAUAAGCCGCUACCCUCUGCUCCCCGGCAGCCAGAAGCAUCCUUCGCUCUCCACGUGCAGCGUUUUGGGCAGCUCCACGGAGGGAGGGAAGGCUCUCUCCUUCGCUCCCAGCACAGCCGUGGCAGUGUGCCCUGAGGUCUGGCCCCUCGCUGGGGCUGGCUGUGUAACGUCACAGGGCCACGGGCCUGUUCAGGAACGAACUGGGAAAUGGUGGCAGUCGGUCUGCUUAUUUAUUUAUUUAUUUAUUUAUUUUGCAGCCUCCCUUCUGUUAAGGGGUUUCUGUGUUCUGAAACAGAGAAGUUGGGCUUCUUCUGACACAGAGCCAGUAGCUUGUGCUGCCCUGUUCGUGGCUAAUGUGCCAGCUUCAGCUGAUGUCCCUCCGUUACUGGAAUGCAUAGUAUAAAUAUAAGACUAGAAAAUACUUCUUGUGCUUAACCUUAAGGGAAAUUAAAAGACUAUUGAAUAGAAAGAAGAUGGUUUAGUAACUGGACAAACUUCACAGCACCUGUGUGUAGUUACCAGGGGGUCUUCUGCUUACCUAGAGAUAAUUUGUCUGGCAUAAAACCAAGCGUAGCCUGGGUGUUACUGAGUGGGGAAAGAUGAUCUUCCAGAAGCCUCUGCUCUCCCACGGUGCUGGGAUUGCCUCCUCACAUCCAAACCCACGAGCAUUCUGGACUCAGUAGAGCAAAUGUUGGUGCUGUUACCCACCAGGUAGUAAGCGGUGCAAGAUUUGGCCCCGCUGAUGCCUUCCCUCCCGGAGGUAGGAGGAGUGGGGCCAUUUUCCUUCCCAGAGCAGUUUUGUGCUAUCGAGCGUACUGAACGCUACGUAGCUCCAUGCACAUGAAAAGGAGGCAGCUGGAUGCAAUGGUGUUAAGUAGUUAGAGGCUUGCUCUCACUGGCAGCUAUUGAUACAGCAAAGCUGUAGGACGCCAGUCCACAUCAGACAAAUAGCGUUGAGUUCAUUGGUACCUCACUUUGUUUAUGUGUGAAGCCCCAGAAAUUCAUUAUUUUAGCUGUGCUUUCAGCAAAACAACAAUUGAUUUACUAUCAGGAGAAAAAGGCUACAGGUUCUAGAUUCUAAAGCAUCCCAUUAACUGGACUUUGCACUGUAAGCUAACAUGCUCUCUGAAGUCAAGUGCUGUCUGAUCAAAUGUAAUCAAUUCUCAUUCAGAGGAGAGAAUCGGUAAUUGAUAAAUAUCCCAGGAUUUGUUUUGCAGCCAAGCCAAGUAUUUAUCUUCCACUGCACAGGAUGCAUCAGAGUGGGACUUGGGAAGACAGCUGAAGAGUGACCUAAAAUGGGUUCAUGCUGUUGUAUUGGUGACAUUUCAGAUGUAACAGUCGCUGCCCACGGGGCACUGGCAAAUAAGCUCAGGGAAGGAGCUGAUAAUUUAUGCUGCCUGAAGAGCUGUUGGCUGGAGGUCUGGGAUGAGCGGUUCAGUACAACGGGUAUUCAGCCUGCUUCUAAAGUGCUGUAGAGACAAACAGGCUUUGGGGGGAGCAAUAAAAACAUAGAUGUUCUUGUACGUGCAUUGCAGGAGCCUACUUCUCGGAACAGGGCUUUUCAUUGUAAAAUCUAGCAAUGUUACAAUAAUAGUGCUCUCCAUUAUCUGUGCAUUUUAAUAAGACCAUCCCAGUGGAAAGCUCUCGAGUACAUAGCAGAAGGCACCUUGGCUAAAUCACUGGAUCUUCAUUUUACUAAAAAGCUGUAGAAACUGUGAAUCGUAUUGUGACUGGCAAGAUAUCAAGCACUUGGCUUAUUAGAGGAAGACUUGGGGCCUUUACACCAUACUCAGUGACUCUAGGUGCUAUAAAGCUCUACGUACAGACUGAAGGUCAGAUCAGACCCCACUUCCAUCAGCUGUAAGCCGAAGGCUGUAGUUGGUGCAGGCUACAGAAAGAUCUGAGAACACGGGUGCGCUGACAGGGCUGCUGUAGGCAAAGCUGCACGUGGGAGUAACUUUUCUGCUUACAAAAUCUUCCAAAGUGCUAGUCGUAGUGUUUAUAGCAAACUAACUGGGUAUUGAGAGCAGCUUUACUUCCCAUGUCGAAAGACUUUAUUUAGGUGCAAAAAAAGUGUCUCAAAAUAAUGUAUCUGCUUUACUGAACUCCACCAGGAAAGUCCCAGCAAUGAAAUAUUAGUUAAGGGCUUCAGUGCUAUUGCUGUGAUCUGUUUGGCUUCAGAUCUGGGUCUGUACUUCAUGUACCAAGUGACGCUAUUUUAACUCAGUUAGCACCACUUCUGUGGUGCUCCAGAAUCUUAAAACCCUCCUGGUUUUGGUAAGAACUGACUCCAGCUGAUGCGAUUCUGCACCAUCUUGUAGGCGUGGUCGGGGAAUGACAUGGUUGAGGAAUUCCUGGUAGAGAAGGAGAAGAGCAUGGCAGGGCAAUAACGAAUCGGUCCAAUGUGCAGGGGAGGCGGUGAGUUCUCUAGUACGCUGAGCGAGUCUCAUUUCAUGGGGUUGCAGGUGAAAGCACUUAUAAUCUCCCAAUGGCAUAAACUCUGUUCGGUGUCCUUUUGCUUUAAUCUUGGGCUUCUGUUAACUUAAAUCAUCUAUGCUGAAACAAAAUUGGCCAUACCAUGAAAUAGGAAUAUCUGAACAGAGAAAGCAGUAGCACUGGUCUGUAGUGAGCCACAGAUUUACUGUUGUCUACCUGCUGGAAGGUGUCCGCCCUAUGUCUGGAUAUUUCUGUGCCUUAUCACACUUGCUAAAAUUAAUUUGGUUUCUGGUCUCUGGAACGUUUGCAGUGACUAUGCUGUGCUGUUCUUUAUUGCAAGAGGAAAGCAGUUCAGAGCAUGUAGGAUUCUGCAAUUUUCAUUCUUUCAUUUCUCUCAUGAUCACCAUUUCUAAACACGGAGAAUGGAAAUGAUCAGGAUCUUCAUUCCGGUUUAACAGAUCUUGUUGACCUAUUCAGUUAUAGCAGUUCUCCACAGAGUCCAGAAGAUACUUUGAGUAGCAGGGUCUAGCCUCUUACCACAGAACACAGUUAAUAUUUGGAAUUUAGUUUUGUUUUGUCUGUGGCUGUACAACAGAAUUCGUUGUUCCUGGCUGUUCUUCAGCUUUAUUCUGCUGUUUUGAUGUUGGCCAUGCUGGUAAUGGACUUGUCAGUGGCCCCGCAUGAUUCGAGUACCACUGAGUUCUUCAGGCAACAUCUGCCAUGGCAAAAAUAGGGCCCAGAAUAUUUUGCUGUAUUUCGACUGUGGAAGCUGUGGUAGAAGAGACAGCGCUCAAGAGACCUGUUCCAAAUCUACACCAAUACAAUUGUCUCCACCUGACCGGGACAUACGGGUUUUUAAAUGGUGCAAAUGCAGCCUUAGCAGUGCCACCUCGGCACGUUCAGCCUGCGGAUUGUGCUGCUGGCGUCCCGAGGGGACGAGGGGACUUCGUCAGCGCUGGCAGCCCUUGUACAGCUCGGUGCGACUGCUGCGUGUACAGGAUGUAACACACGAUGGCAAGCCUUCUGCAAUAAUUCGUAAUUCCAUCGAUCAGUAGUAAAUGAUGUACAAAUAAAACUUGAUGAAAUGUAUUUUAUGUGAAAAAAAAAUGUAAGAACUGUAUAUUGUAUUAGCAGCUUUGUGUAUAAAAUGGCAUUUUGGCAAUCAGAGUCUAAUAUAUUUAAAACUUUUUUUUUUUUUUUAAAAAAAAAAGGAUAUUUGAUAUUGUAUGGAACUGACUUUAUUGCUACUGUAAGUAUGAAAAGGUGGUUUCUUAACAUGUUGAAGCAAUGCAUAAAAUCAUAAAUUGUAUGUAAAACCCAUGCCAAAAGGGUAUGUCUGACAGUAUUAGUACCUGACUUGUGUCUUUAAUAGAGAUUGAAUUUUUUAAUUUAAAAAUUAUAUUAAAUUUCUUAUAAUAAUAC